AACCGGUGACGUCGUUACGUGGAAGGUUGGUGGGGGCCUGAGUCAGUGAAGAAAAGAAAUGGCGAUGCACGGAGCGUUUAGCGCAGCACAGUACAAAAAACCCGUCUCUGACAGGAGUAGCGACGUGUCAGAAUUCGUCUGUCCAGUUUGUCUCGAAAUUUUCGAGAGCCCCGUAACAACACAAUGCGGACAUACGUUCUGCCAAAGUUGUCUGCAGGAAUGUUUGCGUCCACAGAAACCUGUUUGUGCUGUAUGUCGAGCUGCACUGGGUCACUGGACUAAAGCUGUUGACCUAGAGGCCCUCAUUCAGUCAUCUGUGGCAGCCUGUAAGGGAUGUGGAGCCCAGGUUUGCCUUUCCCAGAUGAGAAGCCACACGGCUGCCUGUUCAAAAUACCAGGACUACAUUGAGGAGGGAGUGAGAACCACUGCCCAGAACCAGCCUGCCAUCAUCAGUCCAGUGCCAAAUCGCUACACCUUCACUUGUCCAUACUGCAACUGCCUGAACCUCGAUCAGGACGGCCUGGUUGAACACUGUACUUCCCAGCAUGCUCGAGAUGCACGUCAAGUGGUAUGCCCCAUCUGUGCCGCGAUGCCUUGGGGGGACCCUAACUACAGGAGUACUGACUUUUUCCAGCACCUGAAGCUCAGACACGGAUUCGCUUAUGAUACCUUUGUUGACUUCUUUACGGAUGAGAACACAAUGAUUCAGGAGGCUCUACAGCGCUCCCUUGUGGACAACUGAAGUUUGAAGAACUAUUGGUCAGAGGGGAAAUCCAGUGACGUGAGGGGGAGAUGGUGAUGUGAAGUCUCUAGAAGACAGAAUAACACACAGUAUAAUUCAUCUAUCACUGAGGAUGCUGAUACUGUAUUACUAUGGGUAAUCAGUUUCACAAGGAAUUGGUAUUGUAACUAUGAAUAUUUAGGUUAUGAAUUCGAAAAUUAAUAACAAUACGGUUAAACAUAUAUUGUUUGCGUUGGGAGUGAUACUGUGUUUCUGGUGUGAUAAUUUCUUAUCUUCCCCCAGUUGAAUUUGUAGAGUUGCUAGUUUGUUGAAUAUCUACUAGGCUAUGUUUGUUAAGCUGUUUGUUCAUUAAUGACAUGGUGUCAUACAGCCAAAAACUUUGUAAGUGAACUUCUCUGUUGUCAAUACUUGAUGUUAUAAGAGGGUUUGACCACUAGGUGGCUAACUAUUGCCAGCAAACAAUAAACUUCACCUAGUGAAGUCUCAGUCAAGUAAUGUAAACAAUAAUAUAUGUUUAUCCACUCAAGAGGAACGAUGCGUGUUCAUGCCUAAAAAAGAAGGAAUUUUGUUUUUUGUUUCUGAGUCAUUAACAAAUGGAAGCUCUGUCUUUUCCAGAGCUUUCUGGGUGAGGUGUGUGUGUGUGUGUGUGUGUGUGUGUGUGUGUGUGUGUGUGGCGAGGGGCUGUUUAUUCUGUUUUCAGAGAUCUACUGGAAAGAAUAAAUAAUAUGAGGGUCAAACAAAGCCAGAGAUGGCUGUUGGCUUUGUUGUAAUGUUUCUCCCUUAUGUCUUUGUGCCUGCUGGUAGAUCUUGUUUCUGACUUCCAAAACUCUUAGGGCUAAUAGUUCAUCCACUGAACCAAAAGAUGCAAGUAGGAGACCAUCGGUGUGUCAUAAUUGGUCAGUUCUGUAAUUGUGUGUGUGUGUGUGUGUGUGUGUGUGUGUGUGUGUGUGUAUGACCAUAUGAGGGCAGUAGCGCUCCACCAUUCUCUGACCAUCCACGACAGCUGCUGGACCUCAUUUGGGCUCCUGGCUCUGUUGCAAGGCAUAAUUCAACACAAAUUUAGUUCUAUAAAUGUGCUUCACUCACUGUGUAGCUCCCCUGCGUAGUUUUUCGUUGGGUUUUGUUCAUAUACACCGCAUAAAUUGUCAAGUGAUCUGAAGAAACUAAGAUUUUGGUGGGGUAGUAUGUUAUAGGUUUUAGCAGAAUAAUCAUAACUUGACUUUUAGACAGUUGAUGUGUUAUGACUUAAAUGUACAUUACUAUUGUGUGUCUCUUUUCCUGCCAGGUGUAUUGGUUACUUCUUCACACAAACACUCCAGUUUGUUUUACUGGCUCUCAUAUUUCUUAUUACCACUGCAAAGAGUUCUGUAAAAGUUAUUUGUAUGCUUCCAAAAACGGACAGCAUGUGAAGUAAAUUAAGAAAAAGUAAGAAGAAAAGAAAAUUCAAUUUGACUUUGCCGACUUUCAUUUUUGCUGGAUAUUUUUGUUUUAAUUCUUAAAUUGUAAAGUGUAUCCAUUAUUUUACAUCAGUGUUGUUUUCCAUUUACUUGUAAUUGUCAUAGAUCAGCCAUAUACAGUAGUACAAAUCCUCACACAGUUCCACUGCAUUUGUCUUUUCCUAACAGGUAAAUAAAACGACAUACACCCAGA
Monopterus albus (swamp eel) is the source of this 2392-nucleotide messenger RNA. It is a transcript of the gene rnf114, whose product is annotated as ring finger protein 114. NCBI's taxonomy places the organism in Eukaryota, Metazoa, Chordata, Actinopteri, Synbranchiformes, Synbranchidae. The record is from RefSeq and is a predicted model, not a curated record. Gene Ontology annotation, molecular function: ubiquitin protein ligase activity. The coding region runs from base 59 to 742 and encodes 227 amino acids. The transcript is spliced from 6 exons. Gene Ontology annotation, biological process: ubiquitin-dependent protein catabolic process; protein polyubiquitination.